GCGAAAGGAGGGCUGGAGGCUAGAGCAGGCGCGGCCGCGGUGGCUCCGCGCUGCGGGCGCCGUUCCCAGCGCACCUGCGGAGGCCGUGCAGAGCCCAGCGGGCGGCCGGGGCGGGCGCAGCUCGGCGCAGAGCAGCUGGGCCAUGGGCAGCGCAGCGGGCGGCCCGCGGUCCACCACGCCGGGACAGCAGCUCCGCGCUCUUUUCUAUGUUCUGCCGCCCGGAGAGAGCUCCUUCCGCACGGUGGAGGAUGUGCCCGACUACGUGGAGAAGAGUAUUCCAUUCUUCAUUGCUUUUAUUGUGCUGGAGUUUGCUGUCAGCUGGGUUCAGAAGCGUAAGCUGUCAGGUCGAAUCAAUGAUGGUAUAAGUUCUCUUUCUUUAGGUAUCCUGUCUCGACUACCAGAUGUUUUAUUCAGAAGUGUCGACUUAAUUAGUUAUAUCUAUGUAUGGAAUAACUACAGACUCUUUGAACUACCCUGGGACUCGGCAUGGACAUGGUAUUUGACAUUCCUGGGAGUGGAUUUCACAUACUACUGGUUUCACCGCAUAAGUCAUGAGGUUAAUAUACUGUGGGCAGCACACCAGGUACAUCAUAGUUCUGAAGAUUACAACUUAUUCACAGCCUUGAGACAAUCUGUACUGCAGAAAUACACCUCCUGGAUGUUCAAUUUGCCAAUGGCUCUUUUCAUUCCACCAUCAGUGUUUGCUGUUCAUCUACAGUUUAAUCUACUUUACCAGUUUUGGAUACAUACAGAGGUUAUCACCAAUAUUGGUCCUUUGGAGUGGAUUCUUAACACUCCAAGUCAUCACAGAGUUCAUCAUGGCAGAAAUCCUUACUGCAUUGACAAAAAUUAUGGUGGCACACUCAUUAUCUGGGACAGGAUAUUUGGAACAUUUGAAGCAGAAGAUGCUAAAGUUGUAUAUGGCUUAACACAUCCAGUAAAUUCAUUUGAACCCAUUCUGCUCCAGUUACGUCCCUUAGCUCAUAUUUGGAACACGUUUUGGACCACACCUGGAUUUUGCAAUAAGCUUUCUAUCCUAUUCAAAGGGCCAGGCUGGGGACCAGGCAAACCUAGACUUGGCCUUCCUGAGGAAAUCCCAGUGAUCACUGGAAAAGAAGUUCCAUUCAACCCAAGAGUACCAGCUUACCUUAAUUGCUAUGCAGUAGUGCAUUUUGCAGUGAUAAUGGAGCUGUAUAUUGACCUUCUUGCUACUGUGACUGUGUUAUCACAGGGAACUAUUCUGCUAAGAAUUUGCUUUAUCAUUCUGUCCCUGACCUCUUUUGGAUUUCUUAUGGAGAACAGGCCCAAAGCAGGAAUUCUGGAAAUCAUCCGCUGCUCAGUCUUCUUAGGUGUAUACAAACUUGGCUACUUAAGGAAUCAGCUUUCUCUGUUGGACUGUGCAUAUGAACAAUACCAUAUACUGAGGAGAUGGACCAGGUCUACCCUCCAUGUAAUGCCGAAAAGACCAUGACAGAGAGCUACAGAUUCUUAGAAACGGGGUCUUGUUUUUCCUCUGCACUGCAUUCUGGGGAAUCCAAGUUAUGAAGCGGAUCACUUCUUCCAAAGAUAAACAUCUCUGAAAGAACAGAACUAACAUCACUUUAAUUAUGGAUACAGCACUUUGGAAUAAUCUUCUAAGUUUCUUGGAAUUAAUCAGCUAUGACUCUUACUGAAUUGCAGUCAUUUCACAUAUGAUAAGAGAGGUUUGUGAUUUUAUAUGAAGGUUUGAAAGAUUCAUUGGGAAGUACAUUUAUUUUGGGGUUUUAAAAAUAUUUAAUUUACCCCCCCCCUCCAAUUUAAAUAAAAUUUUCUUUCACAGGAUAUUUUUACAUUCGAGGGAUCAAAAAGUCUUAGAAACCAUGUGAAACUAAUGACAUUUUACAGUAAUUUUAUUAGAAUUAAAUCAUAUAUGAAAAGUACUUUUCACAAUAGAAAUAAUUAAAAUCAUGUUUUUAGCAACCUGAUAUAAAGCAACUGACUGUCUCUCUGUUGAACCUAAACAUAAAAAUAUGUGAAUGUCAGUUUUUCCAUAAUGUCUGGAGUAGACUAGAAUUUCAAUGUCAUGCCCAAUUCACUGUUCAUAACAUACGGCUACAUGAGGAUAGCCGGGGCAAGAAAAGGAAUAAAAACAGCAUGAUAAAAUAACUCAGAGUAGUAUGAAUUGAAACAUCUUCAGAAAAAUUGGCUGAUAUAUGAAUUGUAUAAUGCAGACUUUCAGUUUAGACUGAAUUAUUUAAGGACUACACCUGCAGUUGCCAACUUUAGACACUGAUUGAGCCAGCACUUGCAUAUGAGUAUCCCAUUGACAAAUGUUACUCAUGUGACAAAAUAUUUGCAAGGCUGGGCCCUUAAUUUCUGGUAAUUUCCUGCUGAGGUGAUCUCAGGGGAGAUGCACGUCUUUCAGGAGCUGCUGGAAAGAUGGUUUCUACUAAGAUAGGAAAAUUAAAUACAAAUGGUAAAGGGAGUCUCCAAACAGCAGGACUGGCAAAAAUAGUGGAGAUGGGUUGUUUUUCUUUCCUCACACUGUUCCAACUUCUAUUUGGCUCCAAGAAUUUUAGAAGUGCUUAAAGUCAAGUAGCUCAAAAAUGUAGGCUGUCUUGCAUGCUUCAAACUAAUAAUAAUACCUGAAUUAUUUUUUUUCCCAUUCCAUUUUCCUUUAGAAUAUUAAUGGCAGUGUUCUCAGAUGUAGCCAUCCUAUUUUUAAUUAACCCAUAUUUUCAGUCUUUAGCUGAAACAGAUGUCAUUAUCUACAUAAUUGGAUAUUUCUAAUAAAUAAUCAGAAAGGCAUUGAUGUUGUAUAAAUGAAAUUGAUCCAAUGUCUAGUGAUAAUAUCAGCCUAAUUUUAUACAAAUUCUUACUUUAAAACCCAAGUUUUAAGUUACUCCAUUUUUAGAUCAAGUGACUUCUAUUUCUUUGCAUUUUGCUCAAAAAACUUGAAUUAUUUAACUGAGAAAGUGUUUGUUCAAUUAGAGGUACUAAUACCUGCAAAGUAAGGAUCAUACUUUCCUAAACCAACAGUAUGUAUAAAUAUUUACUUGUAGAUCUUCUUCACUUUAUAUAAUAAGAUG
Messenger RNA from Oxyura jamaicensis (ruddy duck), 3068 nucleotides. It is a transcript of the gene AGMO, whose product is annotated as alkylglycerol monooxygenase. NCBI's taxonomy places the organism in Eukaryota, Metazoa, Chordata, Aves, Anseriformes, Anatidae. Gene Ontology annotation, cellular component: endoplasmic reticulum. Gene Ontology annotation, biological process: lipid biosynthetic process. Gene Ontology annotation, molecular function: oxidoreductase activity; iron ion binding. The transcript has 14 exons. The record is from RefSeq and is a predicted model, not a curated record. The coding region runs from base 143 to 1471 and encodes 442 amino acids.